CAAACCAAAAAAAAUACGAUCUCAUUUGAAGACACAACUCCCACAGUUCAAAACUGAGCAAGCAAAUGUAGACAACGCGAAAAUCUCGUUUUCAAAAGUCCUUGAGCGUGUUCCUGAUUUUGGUGUUAUGAAUAUUCUUGUGAAAAUGUUUUAUUACCAAGCUCCUUCGGAAGAUAAAGUCUUGCCUGUAGAAUGUGAGAUUCUGAUAUCACCAAAUGGCGUUAAAAAAAGGCGUACUUACCAGAAAGAUGAGUACGGCAGUAAUUAUGAAUCCAGUAAAGUUGAAGAGAUCAUCUGCGAUCAUAAAGAUAUUGUAAGCCUCGACAUAAAUCAAUCCCAGUCUGGAGAAGUCAGCAUCCGCAUAAUUAGAAAGAACUUGUCUCCCGAGGUCGUUUUCGUCGAGGAUUCUAUGAUAAAAGCGAAAAGUCUUAUGACAUUGAUUGAUGGCUUUUAUCGUUUGCUUGUGAACCCAUACAAAACCUUAAUGAAAUGUGGAUCUGGUCAUAAUAAAUCAUCUGGAGAACUCCAUCAGCAAUUUGGGAUCAGUGGACCGAUUGAGCAAGAGAAGGUUGAUAAUCUCUUAAAGGCGGUAAAAACAGAAAACAGCAAUCCAUCUGGCGUUUAUAUGAUAUGCCAAAGUCCCAAACAUUUUGACAGUUAUAUCCUAUCACUCAUUCACGGCAAUGAAAUAAAGAAUUACGAAAUAUUAGUCGACCAUGGCAAGUACUGCCUAAAGGAUGGGCCCAUGUUUGACAGUAUGGUAAAACUUGUGGAGUUUUAUAAGACUGAACAGAUCGGUUUUCCGACGGUACUAACGAAAUAUUGUCCAGUCCCAACGGAAGUUGAUUCAAUAUGGACGCAAUCGGAAUACCGAGGUUAAACUGGUUGGCGAUGUACGUGUCAUUUUUUCCGACGAGUUUUGCAUUGGCAAAGGAAGCAACGAAACCCGUGUUUUUCUGGGACUGAGAAAGGAUGGUUACUGCAAAGCAGUAAAACGAAUACUUUGAGAUAACUGUAUCAAGAGUGCGCA
Molecule: messenger RNA, 1030 nt
Organism: Xenia sp. Carnegie-2017
Lineage: Eukaryota; Metazoa; Cnidaria; Anthozoa; Malacalcyonacea; Xeniidae
Product: tyrosine-protein kinase JAK2-like
Exons: 8
Coding region: 128-880 (250 amino acids)
Biological process (GO): intracellular signal transduction; hemopoiesis; cell differentiation
Cellular component (GO): cytosol
Molecular function (GO): non-membrane spanning protein tyrosine kinase activity; cytokine receptor binding
Source: RefSeq, a predicted model, not a curated record